Molecule: messenger RNA, 1050 nt
Organism: Alternaria ethzedia
Lineage: Eukaryota; Fungi; Ascomycota; Dothideomycetes; Pleosporales; Pleosporaceae
Exons: 2
Coding region: 1-1050 (349 amino acids)
Source: RefSeq, a predicted model, not a curated record
AUGGUGGUUAACACAUGUCUUCUCCUUGCCGCUACGCCGUAUGCUUUCGGACUCCCACCAGACGAGUUCUUCCUGUCAGAUGCGCAAGCUGCAACCAGGCUAGCGUCUAUCUCUCAACCAAUCUGGGGGUGGUCUAUGGCCUUGGUCAAGAUAUCCUUCUCCCUGAUGCUUCUUCGGAUCUCUCCCUCGAGAUUCAUGAAGCGCUUCCUCUGGUCCAUGAUCGGUCUGCAGAUCGUACUUGCAGUCUACAACACACUAGCAACACUACUGCAAUGCAUACCGGUCGAGAAAGCCUGGGAUCUACUCGGUACAGUAGAAGGCCAUUGCUGGAGCAGGACGGGAGUCAGGAUAAGCUCGAUAACCGUUUCCGUCGUCCAUAUUCUCACCGACUUCAUACUCGCCCUUCUUCCCGUAUCUUUUCUUCGUGGGAUCCAGCGUCCUGUUCGCGAACGCGUUAUCGUCGGCGCACUCAUGGGACUCGGCUUCUUCACGGGCGUGGCAUCGAUCUUGAAGAUUAUCGCUGCUAUGAACUUUGGCAAGACGGGCGACCCGAUGAACGAAAGCAUCAUUGUCGGCAUGUGGUCCGCUAUCGAGGAGCUCGUGGGUUUCAUCGUUAUAUGCGUACCGACUCUACGCUCGCCGUUCCAACAUGUACUGCGUUACCUCGGCGUCGCCAGUGUUCGUAUCAAAAACAACGCGUUCUCCCGCGGCUACGGGCGUACACAAGAGUCGGAGGUCAACAGGGACAACUUCCGAAAUCACAGCCAGAGUCGUCUUGCUACUGUCGAAGGAGACGAAGAGUCCGGCUUCAAAUUGAAGGAGCUGCACACGGAGGAGUCGAAGAGAUCGUCGGACGAGAUGCAUUGGCGCGCGAAUGAGAGGAAUACAGGCAAUGGCGAGAUAUGGUGCACGCAUGAGGUCGUGGUUCAGCGAACCUCUCUUAGCGGAAGGCCGUCGCUUGAUCAAGUUCAUGAAGGCGCGGAUGCGCCUUGGAAGGGUGAACCGUUGGAAUUUGACUUGGGCAUGGCAAGCAGGCACUUAAGUCGUUGA